GAGAUGGACCCUGUGUUCAAUUACACAAGUGGCAGAUGGCUGUGGAAUGAAGAGGCACAGUUAGCAGCCCGCUCCAUAUCAUUCAAUGUCGAGGCGUUGAAGCAGACGGCUUGUCGCGCGCUGCAUGCAGAAUCUUGCACCUCACUGGAAAAGAUUGGGGAAGGUGGUUUCAACAAAGCUUUGCGACUGAAAAUGGAUGACGGCCGCACUAUCAUCGCCAAAGUACCCCAUCCAAAUGCCGGACCGGCAAAAUUAACAACAUCAUCAGAGGCCGCAACCAUGGAGUAUGCGAGAUCUGUUCUGAAUCUGCCCGUUCCGAAAGUCUUGGGUUGGAGCGAUACAAAGGACAAUGUAGUCGAGUCCGAGUAUAUUCUCAUGGAAGAGGCAAAGGGCUCACAAUUAAGCUCAGUUUGGCAUGGCCUCCCACUCGAGCAAAAAGUUCAUGUCGUUCGGGGGAUUGUUGAUGUCCAAGCACAGAUGAUGAGCACGCCCUUUGACAUGAUUGGGUCGCUGUACUUUGGCGAUCCUGGCAUCUCUGGGUGCAAACCUAUCAUGAAUGACAGGAACAUCGAGAGCGCUCACCGCUUUAGCAUCGGACCAAUUACGAGAAGGGAAUUUUGGCAGGAUGAACGAGCCUCAAUGGGCCAUCAAGGGCCGUGGACGUCGUCGACAGACUAUCUCCAAUCUAUUGCUGAUAGGGAAAUCGAAUGGCUGAGAAAGUUUUCCCACCGUCAUCCACAGUCACGUCAACCAUGGCAGCACGCAGGUCCUCUGCAGGAUUCUGCGGAUGCUCAUAUCGCUUCGCUCAACAAGUUCAAGGCCGUUAUCCCAGACAUUGUCCCUCGAGACGAAGACUUGACGAGGCCGCGAUUUUGGCACCCUGACUUUCAUACUGGCAACAUAUAUGUCGACGAAGAGGCCAACAUCACCGCCAUCAUUGACUGGCAGGGAGCGUGGAUCAUUCCACCUUUCAUUGGAAUCAAUCCACCAUCUAUGCUUGACUACGGGGUCGACAUAAUGAUGAAACUGCCCCAAAACUUCAAAAGUCUCGACGAGGCCGACAAAGAAAAACUUCGAUACCAAGUAUCGCAGUCCAUCUUAAUCACUGCGUACGAGGCCGAGACAGCAAGCAUUAACCCACCUUUGAUCAAAAUGAUGCAAACAGCGCAUGGGCAGACACUGAAGCAGUUGGAAGCGUUCGCCAAUGCAACCUGGGACAACACUCUUUACCCCUUCAACGAGACCCUGUUACGUGUUCAAAACGAAUGGUCACAUUUUGGCCUCGAUAGAAAUUGUCCUUAUAAAUUUUCCGCAAGCGAAAUGCAACAGCACCAGGACGAGGCCGAGAACUUCAACGAUAGCCAACGUCUGUGGCAUAAUCUCCGUGGCAUUUUAUCUGAGGACGGCUACACUACGAAUGAUGAAUACCCGCAGGCGGUCAAAGUUCUCAAAGAGCUUCAAAAUAUUGCCGAGCGAUAUCCAAAGUAGGACUACGCAGCGACAGUCGUCCGGCAAGGUUGGACCGGCAUGCAACUACAGUAGAUAGAACACGUUCACCGCGACUUGAUGUGGCCAAUUCUAUAGCGUUAUCGCUCGCAAUGCUUGUUUGAUUUCAUUUGGUGAUUGAGGAGGUCAAAAUUGUCUUGGUGUUAGUCAAUGUUCAGUCUGGAUCGCGUGGUGUAAUAAUGUUUGCAGCUUCUUGCUGGCACAUGACAAUGAAGUUGAGAGAUUCGCC
This is a messenger RNA of Sphaerulina musiva SO2202, 1735 nucleotides long. Its product is annotated as kinase-like protein. The coding region runs from base 4 to 1488 and encodes 494 amino acids. The record is from RefSeq and is a predicted model, not a curated record. Gene Ontology annotation, cellular component: mitochondrion. Lineage: Eukaryota; Fungi; Ascomycota; Dothideomycetes; Mycosphaerellales; Mycosphaerellaceae. The transcript is spliced from 4 exons.